Messenger RNA from Arachis stenosperma, 1501 nucleotides. RefSeq lists its product as uncharacterized. The transcript is spliced from 4 exons. The coding region runs from base 706 to 1227 and encodes 173 amino acids. NCBI's taxonomy places the organism in Eukaryota, Viridiplantae, Streptophyta, Magnoliopsida, Fabales, Fabaceae. The record is from RefSeq and is a predicted model, not a curated record.
GGUAUAAGAGGAAGAGAAGUGGGUCAAGAGGGACAGAAUUGCAGCGGCCAUUGGCAUUCCACUUUGAAGCUUUAUCAGAUAUUCAUUCAUUCAUAGCACGUAGCUCAUAGGCUCUGCUCUGUAGUUCUCAGUGGUCGCUUACACAAACACAGUAACAGUAAUACCACCCACCCACACCUACUUGUCAGCAACAGUACUCACUCACUCACUCCUUCCUUUACUAAAUUCCCCAAAUCUAACCUACAUACAUACAACACAACCACCAUCCUCUUCUCUUUUGUCAUGUCCUUUUCCUCUUUAUCCCAUCUCCAUUUUACUCCCCCUUCAAUUUACACUUCUUCCAGGCCAGGCCCCCUUUUUGUGCCUCUUCUUCUUCCUCCUCCAUACUUAUUGCUAUCACCGCAAUAACUGGAAACAUUAUUAUAAAUUAAUGAAAAGCCUUUCCCCCUGAUACUUAGUCACCGUCAGCCUCGUCCUUUGGGUUUGCCUUUACUUUUUUGGUCGAAUUUCUGACCAACGAAUUUAUAUCCCCUGUCUCAGUGUUUUUAUCGGGAGAAACAAACAAAGCCCAGGCCACAGGCCCCAGGCCCUAGGCCCCGCUCCUCUCUUCACGUUUCUCCUUCGUUUUAAAAACUAACACAUUCUAAUCCACUCUUGUACUUCACUUCAUCUUCUUCAAUCUGCUUCUCUGCUCUGUGUGCCUGCAUGUUUCACUCUCCAGCCAUGGAUGAAUGGAAGAGAAGUGGGCAGAUACCGGCGUUUGGGAACUGGGAAUUCGCGAACGAGUUGCCAAUAACUCAGUACUUCGAGUGUGCAAGACAAGCUGGCUUGGUUCGUUACAGUUCCUCUUCCGGAGAAAGUGAUCCCUGCGUUCGCGACCUUUACUCUCUUGAUUUUCACAAACCUCCUACUCUCAAAAAGGGGAAUAGGAACAACAGGAACAGAGAAAGAGAAAGGAGGUGCUCUCAUGGGAACGUUAACGUUAAGGGAAAUGGAAAUGGAAACAUGAGAAAGCUUAAGCAAGGGAAAGUAUGGGACGUGACGGAACAGCAACGGAGCAAGCAACACGACGUCGUUCCGCUUCCGCAAUCAGCGGCCCCUCCUCGACCAAAACCCGUUGACGAAGAUCUUUAUAAGAUCCCUCCCCAGCUCCUUCGUUCUACCAAAAGGAAGAAAGUGCUGGGCUUCAUUUCCAAGUGUUUGGUACCCGCUGCAUGUGUUUCAUGACCAUCUUUCUUUCUUCUAAGUGAAGCUGCUUGCUUAUGUGGUGAUUAUAGUUUUUGAUGCACCUCAGAUGCUGAAUGAAUGCCCUUUUUCUUUUUGUUUCUUAUAGUGGUAGCAUAUAAAUUAUAAUGAUCAAUGUAGUAAUAGUAGUAUAGUACUACUAUUUGAUAUUUGGUCGUCUUCAUUCAUUUCAGUCGGUGUUUGCAAUUAUAUUCUACUAUUAAUAUUAUUUUGAAUUUAGAAUUAGUAAAUGCUAUUUUGUUGGUAUUAGGUGGCA